AUGGAGAGCAGUCAUUUUCCUGGUUACAGUCAAUGUGUAGCAUGUAGUCAACUGAUACCUGUCAAAGAGACGCGUCAACAUAUACUUAGUUGUCGGCCAGGAUCGUCAAUUGAGAAAAAAUCAUGUCCAUUGUGCAGUCAACAAGUAUCUAUUAAAGAAUAUCAAGAACAUAUUAGAAUAUGUGAUCAACAAAAAAAUCCUCCUUUAAAUUCGUGUUUAUCAUCGAAUAAAAACACAUGCCCAAAUUGUGACAAUUUUCUUGACAAUUUAACCAAUAAUUGUCGAUUAUGUGAUAAUAAUUAUGACAAUAAUAUUGGAGGAUAUUCAACACCAAGAGCACAGACACCACCAUCACCACAGACUGUACUAGAAGAAUCAAUGGAAAUAAAUUCUUUUAAACAAGAGAGAAAAAAACGUUGUAUUUUAUGUUCUAAAGAUAUUGAUCAAUCAGAUUAUGAAAAUCAUGUAUCGAUUUGUUCAGAUAAUAAUUCAGAGAUAAUUAAGACUUCUUCAAGAAUACAAGCAACUUUCAAUGAAAAACAAACUAAACGUUGUGUUUUGUGUUCUGAAGAAAUAGAUAAAUAUGAAUAUGAAGAUCAUGUGUCAUUUUGUUCAAAUGAUCAUACACCAAUAUUAAUUAAUAAUCAUGUGUUAAAUCGAACGAAAGAUUCAAAUGGAAAAUCAACUUCUUACAAAAAUGAUCAAAAUCAAUUAAUUCUUGCGAAUAAAAAGACAAAAAAACGUUGUAUUUUAUGUUCGAAAGAUAUUGAUCAAUCUGCAUAUGAAGAUCAUGUUGGAUCCUGUUCAGAUGAUAACCAUCAUUUUAAUCAAAGAUCAAAAAUGAAUUUAUCAACUGAAAAUUCUUUUAGUAAAAAUCAAUUUUCGAAAGAUAAUUUAACAAUUUCGUCGAGAUGUUCAACGUCUAAAAAACAGCGGCCUAGAAAAGAAUGUAUUUUGUGUUUUGAAUUAAUUAGCGAAGAAGAAUAUGAAGAACAUAUUGGGAAUUGUUCAACAGAACAAUCAAAUAAUCAACAUUUAAAUAUUAAUAAAAAUAAAUAUUCAAAACAAAACAAUGAUAAAAAUUCUUGUACAAUAUGUUCAAAAUCUUUUGAUCGAUCCGAAUAUAUUAAUCAUAUUCAAUCGUGUUCACCAUCUUCUUCUAUUGAUAGUUCUUCUGGAAAUCAUCGUCAUCAAACAACAUUUAAUUAUAUAGAAAAAGAUAAUAAAAGUCAUAGUAAAGCUUCAUCUGAUGUUAUUAAAAAGUCAAGAAAAGAUUGUUUUGUUUGUUUUAAACCAAUUGAUUUAUCUCAAUAUGAAAAUCAUGUUUUAGAAUGCGUUGCUCAAACAGAUCAUCAUUUACCAAAUUCAUUAACAAGAAAAAAUCUUAAAUGUUUAACAUGCAAUUGUUCAAUAAAUAAAAACGAUGGCCUAUACAGAGAAAUAUCUUGUCAUUCACAUCAUAAUCAUUGUCUAGUUUGUCUUCAACGUUCAAUGGAAGAAUUUGUUCGAAAUGGUGAAACACCUGUAUGCCAUAAAAGAUUGUGUGAUUAUCAAUUAUCUAAAUAUGAUAUAUCAUUAAUUCCACUUGAACGUCGAUUAUCUGAUCGUCUUUUGAAACUUGUUAAAGGUCAACAAAGACCAUUUUGUUCAAAAUGUCGUUUUUAUGUUGAUUUGAAUGAACAUUUUGAUGAACAUAUUGAAUUAUGCGAUGAUCUUAUACCUUGUGAAUAUUGUCAAUUACCAUAUUCAUUUAAACAAUUAGAAAAUCAUGCGAGACAAUGUCAACAUGAUCCAACAUCUCAAAAUGAAAAAUUGACAAAUUUUAUUUUAACAAGAACAAAAUAUCCAUUUACAAAAGAUCAAAUUCGUCUUUUUAUUCAAGAACAAAAGAAAAACUCCUUAUCAAGUUUAGAUUCAUGGUCAAUCAUUGAAGCUCUUGCUGUUUUUGGACCAAUAUUUCCGAUUGAAAUACCAACAAGAGAUUGUGAUAUUUGUAUGGAAGCUCGGCCAUAUGAUGAUAUUUAUGUAUUUGAUUGUGCUGAUAGUCAUAAAUCAUGUUACUCAUGUUAUUAUCAAUCAUGUCAAGCAAAAAUGUCAAAUGGAGAAAUUUUAACUUGUGCAAUUUGUACAAAUCCAUUACGUGAUGGUGAACUUAAUCAACUUCGAAUUUCUAAAGAAGAAUUGAAGAAAAUUCUAGAAUAUCAAAUGAGGAAAACAUUUGAUGCCUAUUCAAAUCGUACUCGUGGUAUUGUUAAAUGUCCGAAUCAAGAAUGUUCAUGGAUUGCUGAAGCUGAAGAUCCAAAUGAACGCUUUAGAGUUGUUUGUCCACUUUGCAAUAAAGAAUUUUGUUCACUGUGUAAUCAACAAUAUCAUUAUCGUACAACAUGUGAUCAACUUCCACAAAUAACUCAACGAUGGUUUUUUUGGUGUCAAACAGAACGUAAUCGUUAUUUAACAAUGAGAGCUGAACAAGAUACAGCAUAUGCAGCUCAAUUAGCCGAUUUUAAUCGUAAAAAUACAGAAAAUGAAAAUCGUAAUCGUGAUUUACGUCGUCGUUAUGAAGAAUUAAUGCACGAUGAAAAAUAUAAACAGGAAAAUUGUCGUCUUUGUCCGUCAUGCAAAAGAGUCGUCCAACGCCUUGAAGGUUGUGAUUCAAUGAUAUGUGGUCAAGAUGCACAUGGAGGCAAUGUCCAAUCAGGUUGUGGAGCCAAAUUUAAUUGGGCACAAGCACAACAAUAUGCAGCAGCAGCAACAAAUCAACCGAGACAAACUAUUGUCGAUUUACCCAAACCAGAAAAUCCUGUUGUUCAUCAUGAUGGUGUCAAAUGUGAUCAUUGUCAAAAUGAUGUUAUUGGAAUUCGUUUUGAUUGUGUUCAUUGUCCAUCAUUAACAUUUUGUGAAAAAUGUGAGCAACAAUUAACAUUAGAUCAUUCAACAGAAAAUCAAUUUCUUCAACAACAACAACAUGUUUUCAAACUUAUUAUGGUACCACAAGAAGAAGCUAAUUAA
Rotaria socialis is the source of this 3009-nucleotide messenger RNA. The record is from the annotation of a GenBank genome assembly. Lineage: Eukaryota; Metazoa; Rotifera; Eurotatoria; Philodinida; Philodinidae.